AUGGCAAGCUCAAGUGGGAAGGUUGAGAAGGUGUCUAAAUUUGAGACUUUAAAACUUUUGGAGAAAUGCAGAAAGGAAAGAGAUGAAGCCUUGCAUAGGGAAAGUGCCCUGAGAGAGAAACUGAGGCAGUACGAGUCCAGGAUGCGUUCAACUGAGGCUCUGAAACAGAAACUGAAGUCUUUAACUGUGGACAACAAGGAGCUGAGGAAACAAGUGAAGGCUCUUCGCACUGAGAUUGGACUGGAGUGCAGCCCCAAGUUCAACGGGAAGACCACAAAGGACAUCAUCAGUGACUUGCAUGAUAAGGAGCGUGAGUGCAGUUCCCUGGUGGAGAAAGCAGGGAAACUGAGUCUGACCAUUGAUGAUUUAACAUCAGAGUUGGCAAAUACUGUCACCUCUAAAACCCUAUUAGAGGAUCAAGUGCAGUCAUUGCAACAAAAUCUCAAGGAUAUGACAAACAAUCAGAGGCGUCUGCUCAAGUUGUGGGAAGACAAGAAGGUCCAAAGGGAGCAGCUUGCCCUCCCAGCAAUUAACCAGAAACCUGGACAGAAACUCCCCACCCAUAAAGCAGUUCAAACAGAUAUGUCCAUCAGUUCAUCGCAGAAACUUCCUGUUAAUGCCUUUGAGACAAAGCCGUUUGUUCGGGACCAUGACAGAAAAACUGUGUUGGAAAAACACAGCUUUCCAACUUAUGGAAAUGGCUAUCAUCAUGACAAGAAAGCCUUCAUGCAUGAUGAAACUAAAGGAAUUCAGAAUUGA
Cheilinus undulatus (humphead wrasse) is the source of this 759-nucleotide messenger RNA. RefSeq lists its product as uncharacterized. The transcript has a single exon. Lineage: Eukaryota; Metazoa; Chordata; Actinopteri; Labriformes; Labridae. The record is from RefSeq and is a predicted model, not a curated record. Bases 1 to 759 code for a protein of 252 amino acids.